GCUAAUAAAUUAUGGCUCCGAGUGAAUACAGUGGACCGUAUUUUAUUUUUACGAAAGACCACUAAUGCAGCACCAGAUUCUACUUCCAUCCACUAGAGGGCGCCAGUAGUAUUACAUUGACGAACAUGCUUGUUUAGGGUCGCUUGUCAAGUUUAGGCUGUAAAAAGACCAACACGUUAAAUUGAAUUAUCAAAACGGACUUUAUGUAGCUGUUGUUAACUGUAAAGCACACAAAUAUGAUCUAAUUUAAGUUAUUUUAAUAUGUGUUCGACUGUAGCAGCAUGCUAACCGUCUGUUUGCUGUUAGUUAGCUAGCUAGCCGCUAGCGACUCCUGAUACAGAUGUUAGCCCCAGUUUGUGAGCUGAAUAGAGAAAUAUCUUCUAAAAAAGUGUGAUAGUUUGACUCGAGAAACAAGUCUAAAUGGAUCUCAAGUUUUACUCUGAGCUGUCGGAUGACUGUCCUGCAAAUGUUGACACGGAGUUUAUGGACACCCAGCCAUACGGCGGAUACUCUGAGGAGAGCAAGUUUUCUGAAGGCAGCGACAGCUAUCUAACCAUUAGUGGAGCUGGGCAUCAUUUCCUAUCAGCGGAGACAUUCCACACUCCUAGUCUCGGGGAUGAGGUGUUCGAGAUCCCCCCGAUAUCCCUGGAUCCAGACCAGGCUCUCGGCAUCAGCGAGGCGGUGUCCCACUUUGACCUGACCGAUGGCUCAGACGACACCAGCGGGUCUUCUGGCUCCAGGAGCCUGGUGAGCAACCUGGUGGUGGAGGCCAAUGAUCCGUCGUUCGCCUCCACCUUUGGGUCUCAAGGUCUGGAGAGGCUGAACCUCGGGACAAUGGGUCAAGCUGGAGGGGGAGCCCUGCUCAGCUCCUCUGCCCUGGAGAUGGGGAACUCCAGCGGCUCACAUUUCAGCCGCUCUCCUCCCAUGACCAUCGAUGUUCAGCUGAGCGAAUUGGGUCACGGUCUCCUGGAAGGCAGCCAGCUGACCGGCAUGAACCCUUCAGAACUGACGCUGGGGCUCGGUGGAAGUAACCCGGGCCAUCAUCCGGAUGUGCCGGAGGAGCCGCUGCUGAUAUCCUCGUCUCCAGUCGGUUCCCUGCAGGACGAGGACAUGGAUGACUUCAAGAGAAGCGUGCUGGUGGACUCCCCUGUGUCCAUCUCCUCCUCCCCGGUCCUGUCUCACAUGUCCCCCUACCCCGCGUCUCCGUCCUCUGCCUCCCCGGCGGCAGCAGCCAGGCGGGCCGGAGGGAAACCCACCACUCUGGCCUCGGCAGCCGAAGUGGCGGCGGGAGGAAAGAAAGGCAGGAAGAAGAAGGAUCCCAACGAGCCGCAGAAGCCCGUCUCGGCGUACGCUCUGUUUUUCAGAGACACCCAGUCGGCCAUUAAGGGCCAGAACCCCAACGCCUCCUUCGGGGAGGUGUCAAAGAUCGUGGCGUCCAUGUGGGACAGCCUGGCGGACGAUCAGAAACAGGUUUACAAAAAGAAAACGGAAGCAGCCAAGAAGGAGUACUUGAAGGCGCUGGCAGUGUACAAAGCCAGCCAGCUGACUCAGCCGGCCGCUGUGGAGACGGAGACCUCCCCCCCUGUGGUGGAUCUGACCCUGGCAGCCCCUCCUCCUGCGGCCCAGCAGACCCUUCUCCUGCCCUCGGCCAGCAGCAGCGGUAGCAUGGAGGCCAACAUCAUCCUGGACGUUCCUCCCCAGGCGGGCGGAAUCCCAGCCGGUGCUCCGAGCGCCGUCCUGCCUCCGACCCAGACCGUCACCAAGAUCAUCAUCCCCAAGCAUCUGCUGCAGGCCGGGGGCCAGGUGGUGACGCUGUUAUCCGGAGGGAUCGGCACCGUGCAGCCCACCCUCCUGGUGUCCAGCGCCGCCCGCCAGCCGCCGCCACUGCAGCAGAUGCAGAACGCGCCGCCCCCACCGCGGCUCCAGCAGAUGGCGCCGGCCCCGCCGCCCCUGCAGGCCAAACCCAGAGAGGGAGCGACGACGACACUGGGCCAGCCGGUCACCAUGGCGGCGACGCCUCCACCUCCGCUCCAGAUCAAAAUAGUCCCUGCGUCGGUUCAGGACAGGUUGGCCGCCAGCGUAGUCGCCCCCAUCGCUACCGCUGAUGCUGCUGCGGCUACAACCGUGCAGCCGGCGCAAGACGGGAGUUCUGUCGCAGCUACAGGCGACGACGAUGUCACCGAGAUUCUGGAUUCAGACGAGGACGUGAUGGAGGUGAGCGCGUCCGUCGGCGCCGUCUCUGUGAAGAGCAUGUGUGUGAGAGCGGGCUGCACAAACCCGGCCAUCGACAGCGAGGACUGGGACCAGGAGUACUGCAGCAACGAGUGCGUGGCCACUCACUGCAGGGAUGUCUUCCAGGCGUGGUGCUCCAUCCGGAACCAGAACCUGGGGACGGUGAAGUGAAGAGCGCCCUCUACUGAUCGACACAGACACAACAACUGAUUUAUAUAUUUUUGCUAGUAACACUAGUCAGCUGAAAAACCUGUUUUUGUUUUUUGUUUUUUUAAAACUGGAACAAAGAUAAGUGGUGAUUGUUGUCACUGCUUUGGAUGCGAAUUGUAGUUUAGCAGUGAGUUUGAAUGAAAAGUGUCAAUAAAUCCGAUCCAGACGUGGAGACAGCCGUUAUCGGUACCGGAGGAUCUAAUGGCAGCUAGUACAGUUUGAAAAGUUUUUUUUUUUCUUUAAUAAAAAUAAAAUAUAAAAAACAUAUCCAGUAAUGAACAAAAAUAAAAACUCCAGACCAGUUUAGCAUUAAAUGCCUUCAUUUGUUUGUACAUGUUUGGUAUUUGAUGAUGGCUUUCCAUGUGCGAUAAUGCCUUUUUUUGUAUGAACUUUUAAUCAGGCAGUUAAGUUGUUUCAAUAUUCUCAUGUUUUUUUUUAAUAAACCGAAAAAAAGCCUAUAGCAGA
Molecule: messenger RNA, 2907 nt
Organism: Poecilia reticulata (guppy)
Lineage: Eukaryota; Metazoa; Chordata; Actinopteri; Cyprinodontiformes; Poeciliidae
Gene: tox4a
Product: TOX high mobility group box family member 4 a
Biological process (GO): regulation of transcription by RNA polymerase II
Cellular component (GO): nucleus
Molecular function (GO): chromatin DNA binding
Source: RefSeq, a predicted model, not a curated record